AAGAAGAACGUGUCCGUGCAUCGCGUGUUUCGUGGUGCCAGUCCGAGUUUUCGUGAUGGCACUUCCAGUCGCAAACAGCAAGGCGGGCAUGUACAAAGUUACAGCAGCUAUUUGGGAAACAUUGGACAUCCGCUUGGCGCAACGUGUGGUUGUUGGCAAGUACAUGGGCUUUGGGAUGGUCAUUGACAGAGUCAUCGGCGAGCAACAGAAGCAGUUCAUCGUGGUUGAGAGAGUGAGAAAAGGAGGCGUUGCAGAAGCAGGUCAUGUCCUCGAGGGUGACGUACUGGUGGCUGUGAAUGGUUCGAACGUCGCUUUUAUGGACUUGCGUCAAGUGCGAGAAAUGAUUAUGCGCAGUAAGCAGGUCGUGUUGACGGUUUCGUCCUUCAGCACAUUUCGCCUUUACGAGAGAUACCGAGAGAAACUCCUGCAAAUGGCCCCGACGGAGACGCUCAAGGUGCAAGUCUUUAGGCGGACCACAUGCUGUGAAAGCGCAGCGUACUACGGUUUCGAGACGUUCGAGCUGAGGACUUCGAACGACGCCAAAGAGACAAUUCGCUGUCACGUCAUCCUGAAGGUGCAAAACCCGCAAGUGGUGACGCCUGGAAAAGCCAUCUACCCGAACGACAUUCUGCUGGCGAUAGGCGAUGUCUCAGUGGGCAAGAUGAAUACGGCUCAGGUGAAGGCGGAGAUGGCUAGGGGCAGCAGGUCCCAAUUGUCCAUCACCAUUGUACCCAUCUCACUACUACGCGUGACCAGGCCGCCCUUGGUCCAGUGCAACAACGAGAAACACAGUGAUGACAAAUAACCAGGUGUUAUAUCCGUAGCUUGCGUAACUUCGAUGGAUAUUGCUGCCCGUGGAAGACUGAUCUGCGGACUGAGACAAUGAUAAUGUCGCCGAGUGUCGUUUGCGCGCCCAUGACACUUACUCUGUGCGAUCCCCUUGCAGAGCUUUCACGUUGCACCGCCUAUUAAAUAAAAAAAAAUAGCUAUUUAA
Molecule: messenger RNA, 994 nt
Organism: Ornithodoros turicata
Lineage: Eukaryota; Metazoa; Arthropoda; Arachnida; Ixodida; Argasidae
Exons: 4
Coding region: 56-805 (249 amino acids)
Molecular function (GO): protein binding
Source: RefSeq, a predicted model, not a curated record